GUGGGGGAUAGAUUGAUAUAUUAUUCAUGCCUUGUGUCGGAGCGUUUGGAGAACCGGCUUUGCUGUGGCCUAGAUGACACAUAUUUAUACAUGUAUAUACGGAACGAUAUGAACCCUUGACUGGACCCUAACUGCACAGGAAAGUGUUGGGCUGGGGGGCGGAGGGGGGGAGAGGCCAACGACACUCCAAGAAAAGCACUUGCAGAGCGAAGCAAAAGAAAAAAAACAAAAAGAAAGGCUGAAGUGGGUUGAAGCAUGGGCUGUGCUUCAAGUAUUCAUAUCUCUGAUAGGGUGGUCUACCACAGUGGAAAAGAGUCCGAGGAUUCCCACUCACCCCAGCAGACUAAUACCACUCAGCAUCAAGGAAAUCCUGCCUCGGGACUACCCCUGAAACCCCCGAGCUGCAAGACCACAUUAACGGAGGUGCAAUUUGGACCAAUGAAGUUAUUUAAAGACCCACUUCAGGUACUUUUAGUUUUUGCCAAAGAGGACAGUCAGAGUAAUGGCUUCUGCUGGGCAUGUGAGAAGGCGAACUUCAGGUGCAGCAUGGCGCGAACACCCGAGUCGGCUCUUGAAUGCUUCUUGGAGAAGCAUCACGACCUUGUCAUCAUUGACCACAGACAUUCCAGACACUUUGACGCUGAAGCACUAUGCCGGUCAAUUAGAGCGGUCAACUCUUCAGAAAACACUGUGAUAGUCGCCGUUGUGAAAAGGCCAGACAGAGAAGAAGCCUCUGUGAUGCCCCUGAUCAAUGCUGGCUUUAAUAGGAGAUAUGUGGAGAAUGCCAAUAUGAUGGCCUGCUACAACGAGCUGCUUCAGCUGGAGCACGGAGAGGUGCGGGCGCAGUUCAAACUGAGGGCUGCAAAUGCUAUUUUCACAGCUCUAGAACAAAGCCAGGAGGCCAUAGAGAUCACUUCUGAAGAUCAAGUAAUUCAAUACGUGAACCCUGCCUACGAGUCCAUAAUGGGCUACCAACAAGGCGAGCUAAUAGGGAAGGAAAUUGUAGAAGUGCCUAAAAGUGAGAAGAAUAAGCCUGAUCUCCUUGAAACAAUAAACUCCUGCAUACAGAAAGGAAAGGAGUGGCAGGGGAUUUAUUAUGCCAAAAAGAAGAAUGGAGACAGCAUUCAACAAAAUGUGAAGAUCACACCUGUAAUUGGACAGGGAGGAAAAAUCAGACACUAUGUGUCUUUCAACAGGCCUUUAAAUGAUAAUAAUAAGAGUGAAAAACCCGGUGAACGUGUGCAGGCAGAGUCUCAGACAGACAUCCAAUCCAGUAAGCACAAAGACAGGAGGAAAGGCUCUCUGGACGUGAGGUCCACAACGUCUCGGGGGAGCGAUGGGAGCUCACAGCGAAGACACUCCUCAAUGGCCCGCAUCCACUCCAUGACUAUAGAAGCUCCCAUCACCAAGGUAAUCAACAUCAUCAAUGCAGCGCAGGAAAGCAGCCCCAUGCCCGUAGCAGAAGCCUUGGACCGAGUGCUGGAGAUCCUGAGGACCACUGAGCUCUACUCCCCACAGUUCGGCAACAAGGAUGAAGACCCCCACACGAACGACCUCGUGGGCGGGCUGAUGACGGAUGGUUUACGCAGAUUGUCAGGAAACGAAUACAUACUUUCCACAAAACAUGCCCACCAUAUCCCCAGCCAGCUGACAACUCCUCUGUCCAUAAAUGACAUCCCCCCUCGCAUCGCCAAAACCAUGGAGAUUGAGGACUCUUGGGACUUUGACGUCUUCAACUUGGAGGCCGCAACCAUGAAACGGCCUUUGACCUACUUGGGCCUGAAGAUCUUCUCUCGCUUUGGGGUCUGUGAAUUCCUAAACUGCCCUGAGGCAACUCUGCGCUCCUGGUUACAAUUGAUUGAAGCUAACUACCACUCCAGUAACUCCUACCACAACUCCAGUCAUGCAGCUGAUGUCCUGCACGCAACAGCCUAUUUCCUGAGCAAGGAGAGGGUCAAGCAAAGUUUGGAUCCCAUUGACGAGGUGGCUGCCCUGAUCGCUGCUACCGUGCACGAUGUGGACCACCCGGGCCGCACCAACAGCUUCCUGUGCAACGCGGGGAGCGAGCUCGCCAUCCUCUACAAUGACACAGCUGUGUUAGAGAGCCACCAUGCAGCACUGGCCUUCCAGAUCACCACGAGAGACGACAAGUGCAACAUCUUCAAGAACAUUGAAAGGAAUGAAUAUCGAACACUACGACAGGCCAUCAUUGAUAUGGUGCUCGCCACGGAGAUGACAAAACAUUUUGAACAUGUUAACAAAUUUGUCAACAGCAUCAACAAGCCACUGGCUGCUCUGGAUGAGAACGGGGCAAACGGUGACGAGGAAUCUGUCAAAGGCGUUCUGACGACUCCUGAGAAUCGUAUCCUUAUCAAGCGGAUGCUGAUCAAGUGUGCGGACAUCUCCAAUCCAUGCAGGCCUCAGGAGCUCUGCAUAGAGUGGGCUGGACGCAUCUCAGAGGAGUAUUUUGCACAGACGGACGAAGAGAAGAGACAAGGUUUACCAGUGGUUAUGCCAGUGUUUGACCGAAACACCUGUAGCAUCCCGAAGUCCCAGAUUUCCUUCAUAGACUACUUCAUCACGGACAUGUUUGAUGCAUGGGACGCUUUUGCAGACCUCCCCAAUCUUAUGCAGCACUUGGACAACAAUUUCAAGUACUGGAAAGGCCUGGACGACAGAAAGCUGCACAGCCUACGACCGCCUCCAGAGUAGGCCCAGCAGUGUUCAGCCCUGGGACGCUGCGGUCCGGGGCAGCCGUCCUCUCUCCUGCUGGGGCUUCUCUCCCCCUGCCAGCCCGGCCAGCCAAAAGGGCCUCCUCGCCUUCACUCUCCUGCUUCUGUAGCACGCCAAGCGUCCACACAUCCGUCGAUGCAGAAAAACCACAGAAGGACUUCCUGACAGGCAGUUGCAGUAGUAAACGUUGCUGGCUUUACAGCCCUGUCAGAUGAGAACUGUGACAAACAGACACGGACACAAACGGCAUCCUUAUGAACUUCUUGUGCCUCUCAGGCAUUCACAGUGUAGCUGUUCAAGAGACUUAACUGAGAGAGGGUCCUUUAUAGACCUUUUGGCAAAGCAUCCGUCCCCCUAAUCACCAAGUGGGCUCUCCGGUUUGCCUGUGAAGUUGCUGUUAAGUAAACACUGUUUGUUUAAGAAGAAGAAGGGGGGAGCGGAUGGAAGCGUGAUCUGGAUAUUGUGUCCAGUCCUUGUCAGGCCAUAUCAUCACAUGUGAUCUCAUCCCUGUGCUCGCAGCAAGGCAGGACUGCUCCUUCUGCCCCUGGAGGCCACACCAUGAAAGAACACUCCAAUGCUUGUUUUGGGCAAUAUUUUCACGUGUCCUUCAGAAACACAUUUAAGUUGACAUGUAGCUGUCAUCACGGACAUAUGGGGGGAUGCUUUCUUUCUGGGUCAGGGAGUGGAUCUUAACUUUAGGCCACUGGUGAGAGACAAAAACCUCAACAUCAUGAUCAUAGGUAACUAAUUGCAGAUGAUUUGGUAUGUUAAUUUUUCGUAGAUGUUCCAUAUUUUCUAUAUUAAAAUUCAUAAAGGAAUUAGUCGAUAAAUAAAUAAGAACAAAAUAUGAAUUUAAAAAAGAGAAAGAGAAGCCAAAGCUGAUGAAGACAAAUACUACUAUAACUCUCAAAAAUUUACAAUUAUUAUUCAUAUGAAGCAUUACCAUAUUAAACAUUUUAUUUUCUUAUCAAAAGUACAGUACCAGUUUGAAUGAACACUUUUGUAUUGCACUGUAAACAAUAUUAGAAAAUGUCUACGUCUCAGUGAUUUGUCCAGGGAUGGGAUGUUGCAUUGGAGAAUAAGCUGUUAUUGUUGAUCAUCAGGAGUUUGUGGUUGUGUGUGUGUGUGUGUGAGUGUGUGUGUGAGGGGGAGUGUGUGUUUGGGCUGUAGGUGUGUGGGUGCAUUCAUUGUUGCAACAAUCCCUUACUCUUGGUUUAAUGCUGUAAACCGCUUGACAUUUGACAACAGCAGAAAUAUGUGAAAACAUUUUGGACUUGAACAAUUUUUCUCCCAGAAAUUUUUGUAUCUGGUUUAUCCUACUGAAAAGACUGCCUUAUUUUAUACAAUAUUUAUACAGUACAUCCCACUGUGCAACUGCAACGGACAUCUGGAGUUUUUAUUAUAACGUAGUCAGAAGGUUAUGUUCAAGUAAAUCUCAAUAUUUUUAUAGACAAUGAAUUUUACACUGGAUUUGCAGCAAAUGAGAUCAGCCACUCUAGCUAUCUGAGUACCUGUGAAUUGGAUGGCCACACAGCGUGUACACAGAGAACUGAAUGGUAACGAAGGAUGUGGAUCGCAGAGUUGUCUAUCACUGUCUCUGAGCAGUCUCCUGGAGGCCAGCUUGCAUUGAUUUCUGAUCAAACAUCAUUCUACUUUGGCCACUUGUCCAACGCCCUUAUGCACAAACCCAGGGAACAGCUUUUUGUUCAAGUUUGGUUUCAGAUUAGGAUACUAAUAUAUGUUAAAGAUUGUUGCUUAUUAAGAAUAUGUCCUCUUUAAAACAGUAUAUAAAUGCCAUAACAGCUAAGAAAAAGAUGGUUAAUGAGCUGUAUUGACCAUGGUUAUCUUUUGUUUCUCUCUUAUGACAGAAUUGUACACUCGAUCAGGGGAUUUGUUUGUUCCUUCUUAUUCACAUCUUGGUCUGAAGGCACGGAAAAAAUUAGAAACUAUUCAAUGAAAAAUAAAAAUAAUGUCAAUUAUAA
This is a messenger RNA of Pleuronectes platessa (European plaice), 4715 nucleotides long. It is a transcript of the gene pde8a, whose product is annotated as phosphodiesterase 8A. The coding region runs from base 256 to 2712 and encodes 818 amino acids. The record is from RefSeq and is a predicted model, not a curated record. Gene Ontology annotation, molecular function: 3',5'-cyclic-AMP phosphodiesterase activity. The transcript has 22 exons. Lineage: Eukaryota; Metazoa; Chordata; Actinopteri; Pleuronectiformes; Pleuronectidae. Gene Ontology annotation, biological process: positive regulation of ERK1 and ERK2 cascade; signal transduction; regulation of DNA-templated transcription.